Molecule: messenger RNA, 1278 nt
Organism: Indicator indicator
Lineage: Eukaryota; Metazoa; Chordata; Aves; Piciformes; Indicatoridae
Gene: PAG1
Product: phosphoprotein membrane anchor with glycosphingolipid microdomains 1
Exons: 6
Coding region: 1-1278 (425 amino acids)
Biological process (GO): negative regulation of T cell activation; intracellular signal transduction
Cellular component (GO): plasma membrane; membrane raft
Source: RefSeq, a predicted model, not a curated record
AUGGGGCUGGAGGGUGGUUUCUUAGGCAGUGGACAGGUCCACAUCAUCCUGUGGGGAAGUUUGGCAGCCAUGACAACACUCCUGUUCCUCACCUUCCUCAUCUUCCUCUGCUCCAGCUGCAACAGGGAGAAGAAGGCCAAAUAUCAGAAUGGAGAUCAUGAAAACCUGAUGAAUGUCCCUUCUGACAAGGAGGUGUUCAGCCACUCGAUCACAAGCUCCGCUACAGAGCCCCCUCCAAGCAGCGACCAGAAUGGGGCACUCAGCAAUGGCGAGGUACUCUCAGAGGACAGUACAACUGCCUGUAUCCAGCCUUAUGAUGAAGUACAGACAUCUGUCUCUGAUCUGCUAGAUCCACAGGAUAGUCUUGGAAAGUCUGUAAAAUGUCACCAGAGCCGGGAACUACCCAGUAUUCCCCCUGACACCACCAUGGAAACCAUCAUCUCAGCUAGGAAUGCUGAAAAUGAUCAAGGUCUUGGAAUGGAAGGGCCUUAUGAAGUCUUGAAAGACAGCUCCUCUCAGGAGAACAUAGUUGAAGACUGCUUGUAUGAAACUGUGAAGGAGAUUAAAGAUGUUGGAGCAGUAGGCAGCAUGGAAGGGAGCUGUAACAGCAAAUCAAAGGCUUUGCUGGUGGUUGCUGAAGGUCAGACUCAGGUGCCUGGGUGCAGAAUUGAAUCAGCAGAAUAUGCAUCUGUUGACCGAAACAAAAAAAGUCGCCAAAGUGCUAAUUCAGAAAGUCCUCUUGACAACACGCCAGAUGUAGAGGAUGAGCUUCCCCCACCAGUACCCAUGAAACUUCUUGAUGAAAAUGAGAAUGUGCAAGAAAAAGAAGUGGAAGGAGAAGAUGUGACAGAAGGAGCAAGCAUACCAGAGAAGAGGCUUAGUUCAAUGUCUUACAAGUCUCGAGAGGAAGAUCCAUCUCUUACAGAAGAUGAGAUCUCAGCGAUGUACUCAUCAGUCAGUAAGCCAGGACAGGCCAUCAAGGCACUGGAUUCUCCUUACACCUGUAUUCAAGAAAUUGCAUCCCAGAGGUCCCCAUCUAUUUGCAGUGGCCUCUAUGCAAGCGUGAAGGACUUUGAAAACACCCUGAACACUACCACUGUGCCUCAGUCAACAGACAGACCAAACGGGGAGCUGGAGCCUGACUAUGAAGCUAUCCAGUCAGUGAGCCGAGAAGAAGACAGAACCUUGUCUGUGCCUAACACAAACCACACUGCUCUUUCAGGAGAGAAUGACUACGAGAGCAUAGGGGACUUGCACAGGGAUUUCACCAGACUUUAA